This is a messenger RNA of Anopheles cruzii, 3941 nucleotides long. RefSeq lists its product as uncharacterized. Gene Ontology annotation, molecular function: serine-type endopeptidase activity. The transcript is spliced from 11 exons. The record is from RefSeq and is a predicted model, not a curated record. NCBI's taxonomy places the organism in Eukaryota, Metazoa, Arthropoda, Insecta, Diptera, Culicidae. Bases 31 to 2787 code for a protein of 918 amino acids. Gene Ontology annotation, biological process: proteolysis.
CAGUUCUCGCGCGAGCGUGGGGCAGUGAUAAUGGCCCUCCGGUCAGUGCUGAUUGCCGUGACGUUGUUCGCAAAAUGUUCGGCGGUACUGUAUCCGGUUCGUCCGAAUUUACCCGAAGAUGCGGAGGGCAUGAUGAUGCCGGACGAUCGGAUAGCGAUAGACGACUGUCACAUGCGGUACUUCAAGUACGGAGGUCAAGGAGUGGUCGCUCCGGCCUACGGGCAGCCGGCCCUGUUGCGUGAGUUCGCCCACAUCGCGGCCAUCGGUUGGACGCGGGCCGACGGUACGGUGGACUGGAACUGCGGUGGCUCGUUGAUCUGGGAAAACUGGGUGCUGACGGCGGCGCACUGUGUCGCCGAUGAUGAAGACAUCGCCCCGGACGUGGCCCGGUUCGGUGACCUGAACAUCUACAGCAACGAGGACGAUCAGUACGCGCAGCAGCUUAAGAUCGUCGACAUCAUCCGGCACACGCAGCACCGGUUUAGCGCCAAAUACUACGACGUGGCGCUGCUGAAGCUCGAAAAGAACAUCACCGUCCACGAGACGGUGGCUCCGACGUGCCUGUGGCUCGACGAUGAGGUGCGCUUCCCGAAGCUCUGGGCAGCCGGCUGGGGUAGAACCGGUUUCGGUGAGGACAAGACAAAGGUGCUACUGAAAGUAGCGCUCACCCCGAUGACUAAUCGCGACUGCUCCCGGUACUACACCACUGCCGAGCGCGGGCUGCGCAACGGUCUCCACGCGCACCACUUGUGCGCGAGCGACGAGAAAAUGGACACCUGUCCGGGUGACUCAGGCGGACCGCUACACGUGAAGCUGUUGCACAACGCCAAGAUGAGCCCGUUCCUGGUGGGCGUUACGUCGUUCGGUAAGCCGUGCGGUCAGGCGAAUCCGGGCGUCUACGCCCGGGUAUCGCAGUUCGGCGACUGGAUCAUGGAGACGCUGCGGAAGGACGAUCGGUUCAUCACGCCGGACCUGUUCGAGCCGUGGUCCUGCGCGCUGCGCUACGUGCAUGUGCGCGAGUACGAGGACGAUGUGGUUGUUUCGAGGCAAAACAACUACGAAACGUACAACUCCGAUAAUGCUCACUUGACGACCGGCGAAAGUCGUCACCGGGUGACCAUUCGGUGGCCCACUACCCUGCUGCCGGCCCGCACCAACUGCUCCGGCGUACUGUUCGAGCCGAACGCCGUGGUGACGCUGGCCGACUGUGCCACCCACAUGGGUGCCAGCCCCUCGAGAGUCAUCCUGUCGAACAACCGGUACCUGGAGGUCAAGGAAACGGUGGUGCAUCCGAGCUACCGGCGCACGGGCGACACGUACUACAACAACAUUGCCGUGCUGAAGCUGGUGGCAGAUGCCUCCUUUCCACCCGCCUGUGGCUGGUACAAGGACACUCUGCCGGACCCACAGUUCGAGGUGAUCGGUGUGGGCCGAGCCGAUCUGACACCCUACAACCGCGACCAUCCGGUGAAGGAAUUGGAUCCCCGACAGAUCUCGCUGUCACCGCGGGCAACCCAUCAGCCCAACGCCGAGUGCCAAUUGGCUGAGCAGUACCGGGCGCAGCUCACCCGGGGCCUUCAGCCGGAGCACCUAUGCUUCUCGAACGUCCCAUUCGUUGUCCCGGGAACGUGUCAGCAGCGUCCGGGCGGACCGAUCGAACGGGAAAUAUGGCGAUUCGAGCGGUACUUCAACUACAUCUACGGAAUCAACCUGUUCGGCCGUGACUGUGGCUUCGGCGAACCGGCCGUAGCGGUACGGUUGAGUGGACACCAAGCGUGGCUCGAGUCGGUCCUGCUGCCAAACGUCCGCCAACAACCGACGUCGGCCACAGCGAGUCACCAAAGCACCGACUCCGUGGUGUUCAUCAACCCAGACCUACACCUGUCCGAUCGCUGCGGGUAUGCUGGCGGCGGGGAAGGUGUGUGUGUGGAGCAUAGCCGAUGUCCCGGUAUCCGGCAGCGCAUUCAGCAAAACCAGCCAGUGAUCUUUUGCUCGAGCGGAUCUGUUGUGUGUUGCCCGAGCGAAGAUCUCCAGCCAGCGGCCAACAACGACGACGGGAUCACGAAGGAGCUGGACGAGUGCGAACAGCGCUACCAGCACCUUCGCCGAGAGCGGCAGCAAAAGUGGCGAGGGUUCCAGCCACUCGAAAAUCGACUGUCCCAUGUGGCCGAGGUCGGAUGGGAAAACGGGCAGCAGAUAGAGUUCCACUGUAGCGCCUAUCUGAUCAGCACGCAGGGCGUCGUGACGGCCGCCUCGUGUCUGCUGAAGCAAAAGGUAGAGCCAUCGAUCGUACGGCUGGGAGGCGUGUGGGCUCACGGGAAGUCGGACAUCGCCAUCGUCAGGAUCGGGCGGCUCGAGAUUCACCCGGAGUUCAACGAAACGUCGUUCGAGAAUAACAUCGCCCUGCUGAAGCUGACCGCACCGAUCACUCCGUCCGUCACCAUGUUUCCGGGGUGCGUUUGGCAGAAUAAGACGCAUACCCCGGUUGAGCUGGGUAUCGUCGGUAGAGGUAGACUCGAACCGAUCUAUCCGACGUACCGGAGUGACUGCAACGAUCAGUUCGUGAAUCCUUUUCCGAUACCGCAAGUGACUUGCAUGUCACCCGGAGCCGGUGAGCACUGCUACGCUGCUGGCGCCCCGAUCGUUUGGCAGAAGAAGGCUGAAACUAACCUGUUCACCGAAUAUCUGGUGAACGUGUACAGCCACGGGCGGUGUAAUGCGACCGCUCCGCGCAUAGUGCACCGUAUGGCGGUGUACGUUGAUUGGUUCAAAGAAGUUCUCAAGUAACAGGAACGUGUAAGCUUCGACUCAAUCGAGCUUCGAACGACCACCACACCGGAUAAUUGUCAGCUAUUUGGGUUGAAAUACAACAUCAAUUUCUGGAUCGGAGGACUUGGCGUGAAGCAGCAGUUUUUUACCAGAGAAAACACUACAAACAUUAGUGGUUAGAUUUACCUGAGAGUGACCACUAUUCCUACCACAAGAAGAUCCAGCCUAAGAUUAGCAACGAUCGUAAUUUCGGCUCCACAUUGUGUACCCUCAGGCGGUUUAUAAAUACAUUUCGCAGUUUCAAAAACAAACCUAGGAAAAAUGAAUGACAAAUUGAGUUUCUAAUGAAAUAUUUUUUUAACAUACAAUUUGUACUUUGCCAUUAUCCGCGAAAUACAAUAUCGUGGCACCCUCGGGAUCUACGGCAAUAAUUUUCAAUGACUUUUUUGCACAACAUUUUGAUUUGGAACUUGUUUGUGAUUCCGAUAUGGACAAAUGAUUUUAUUUCUAAAUAUGCACCGCUGUCACCAACAUCUGUGUUAAGUUAUACGUCAAGAUACUACUUAAUGCUUGCGAUACGGCUCCUUUUGUAAAUAGUUAAAAAUAAAUUCUUCGUUUGCCAUAAUGUCUGAAACUAGUCAAACACGCAUUUCCAUUAAAUUGUUUGUGCGCAAUGAAAUUUCUGCUACCAAAACAGUUGAAAAUGUUUCAUAAAACUUUGCAUCACAUGUUCAUGAUCAUUGCUUCACAAAAUCGACCCAUAUCGUUCCGCAACCUCCUAAACUCUAAACUAUUGACUAUUCUAAACUACCAUAGACGAGAUAGAAACCGAAAGGAAGAACGGAUUGAAGGUUGUACCGGAAGAAGACUUUACGGCAUAUUUUAGAAAUGGAAAUAGCUGAAAAUAACGUUGGCACAAGUUUAUUGGUUCCGGGAGGACUACUUUGAAGGGCAUGAAAUGAAUUUAAAAGAACAAAUAAAGAGGUUUUGAGUUUGUUGCCCACAGUUGGCCACCGAACUAAACGUAGCAAUGAAUGGACACAUUGUGAACAAACGUCAUACGCAUGUAUAACUUACUCUUCAAUACAGAUUUCUCGAAAUGUAGAGCGUGUCGUUAGACAUUUUCACCACGUUUUAAAAAUAAAAAAGAGCCUAUUAUAUGUAAAGAUGGA